AUGCCAAGGGGUAAAGGAAAGAAGAAACAGAUAUUUAAGUCAUUAUUAUGUUGCUUUAGUGAUAGAACAGGUGGACAUCAAAAAGAUAAUCAUAAUAAUAAUAAGACGAAUAGGACACAACAUGUUAAACAAGAGUUGAUCAAUGUAAAUCAUACGACUGGCGCACACCUAGGUCUAUCACAAGAUACACCAGAUUGCCUACUCAAACCAAUCGCUCCAGGUCUAAGCGGUAAGAAAACAUUGGUACUGGAUCUCGACGAGACGUUGGUGCACUCGAGCUUCAAGCCCGUGCCCAACGCCGACUUUAUCGUGCCGGUCGAGAUCGAGGGCCAGGUGCACCAGGUCUACGUGCUGAAGCGGCCGCACGUCGACCAGUUCCUCAUGGAGAUAUCGCAAAAGUUCGAGAUCGUCGUCUUCACGGCCAGUCUGUCCAAGUACGCCGACCCCGUGCUUGACCUGCUGGACCCGCACCACGUCGUGCACCACCGUCUGUUCCGCGAGGCCUGCCACCCGCACAAGGGCAACUUUGUCAAGGAUCUCUCAAAGAUUGGACGUGACCUCAAAUCCACCAUCAUCGUGGACAACUCUCCAAUGUCCUAUCUCUUCCAUCCUGAAAACGCCAUCCCCAUUGAAAGUUGGUUCGACAGUGACACUGACAUUCAACUGCUAGAGAUGCUUCCAUUACUCGACAGUCUGAUUCAAGUCGAUGAUGUAAGGACAUGUCUCGAUGUCAAUAAUAAUAGAGCA
Messenger RNA from Acytostelium subglobosum LB1, 747 nucleotides. RefSeq lists its product as hypothetical. Lineage: Eukaryota; Evosea; Eumycetozoa; Acytosteliales; Acytosteliaceae. Gene Ontology annotation, molecular function: phosphoprotein phosphatase activity. The record is from RefSeq and is a predicted model, not a curated record. The transcript is spliced from 3 exons. The annotation marks the transcript as partial.